Messenger RNA from Penicillium canescens, 1011 nucleotides. Its product is annotated as quinone oxidoreductase family protein. Bases 1 to 1011 code for a protein of 336 amino acids. Gene Ontology annotation, molecular function: oxidoreductase activity. The record is from RefSeq and is a predicted model, not a curated record. NCBI's taxonomy places the organism in Eukaryota, Fungi, Ascomycota, Eurotiomycetes, Eurotiales, Aspergillaceae. The transcript has a single exon.
AUGUCCAAAACAAUGAGAGCCCUCCAAAUAACCCGCUCAACAACCUCAUCCCCAACCCUAUCACCGUACACACUCCCAAUCCCACCCCUCAAACCGGGUCACGCAUUAGUCAAAAUAAACUAUGCAUGUAUCCAUCCCUCCGACCGCCUAAACGCCCAAGGCCUCUUCCCAUCUACGACCCUCCCACGUAUCCCAGGCCGAGACUUCUCCGGCACGGUAGUAGAGAUAUCCGAAACCGACACAGCCAACACAUCUAAAUCCUGGAUCGGAAAACAAGUCUACGGCACCAGUGGAUCAAGUCUCGGCUUUACAAAUGAUGGUCCCCACGCGCAAUAUUGCCUCGUACCACACGAAGCCUUGGUCGAGAAACCAUCCUCUCUAUCCGCACUGCAAGCCGCGACAGUCGGCGUACCGUUUACCACUGCCCUGAUCUGUCUACAAAGAGCGCAAGUUAAGUCCGAUGAUAUCGUCCUUGUUCUUGGUGCCACGGGCGCGGUGGGGUCGACUGCUGUGCAAAUUGCCCGGGCUAUGGGAUGUAGGCGGGUAUUGACUGCUGCUCGGAGGGCGCAAGCUACCAGCCCUGAUAUCCUUUUGCCCGGGGAAAACACGGCUGCAGAGCUUGCUUUGCGCCUUGCGGAAUUGACUGGUGGGGAAGGUGUUGACGUUGUUGUUGAUACUGUUGGGAAUGUUGCAUUGAUGGAUGCUGCUGUUGAGUCGUUGGCGCGGAAGGGCCGCUAUGCUUGGAUUGCGGCGCCCAGGGGUGAUGUUAGUAAGAAGGUGUCGUUUGAUAUCUUCCAGGCGUAUCGAAAGGAGAUCACGCUUGUUGGGUGUAAUUCCGUUAGUCCGACUAUUGGGGAUGCGGCGGGGUUGUUGCGGUCUCUUGGGGGGUGGAUUGAGCAGGGAGUGUUACGUGCGCAGGAUGAAGGGUCUUUUAGGACGGUGAAGAUUGAGGAUUGUGUUGAUGAGGGUUAUGGAAGGGCUGGGGAGCAGGUUGUUAUUGAAAUGGAAUGA